Messenger RNA from Salvelinus namaycush (lake trout), 3280 nucleotides. RefSeq names its product BTB/POZ domain-containing protein 1-like. Gene Ontology annotation, biological process: neurogenesis. NCBI's taxonomy places the organism in Eukaryota, Metazoa, Chordata, Actinopteri, Salmoniformes, Salmonidae. The record is from RefSeq and is a predicted model, not a curated record. The transcript has 8 exons. Gene Ontology annotation, molecular function: protein binding. Gene Ontology annotation, cellular component: cytosol; P-body. The coding region runs from base 140 to 1606 and encodes 488 amino acids.
UUCCUGGAGAGCGAGAAAGAAAGCAGUAACAAACACUGGCCCAUUCGUUGGUGAAAAAAUCGCAAUAAAACGCAAAUAUGCGUCAUUGAUAUUUUCCACGGUUAUCAAUCGUAAAAGCCAAUAAGGACAACGGUACGAAAUGGCGACUGGGGGUGGUGGUAUCGGCCCACCGUCCAAUCUUGAAGGACGAGCAUCAAAUUUCGCACAUUCUGGAGCGGGAAGAAAUGCUGGAGUGGCCUCGAAUAUGCCAGUCCCCGUGGUCGCAGCACCAAUCUCACCCCCGUCGGGUGGCCUUCACCGGGAGCCUAUGUACAACUGGCAGGCCACGAAGAGCUCAGUAAAAGAGCGCUUCGCGUUUCUCUUCAAUAACGAACUGCUCAGUGACGUUAGGUUUAUUGUCGGUAAAGGUAGACAGGCGCAGAGGAUACCAGCGCAUAAAUUCGUCCUAGCUGCUGGUAGUGCAGUAUUUGACGCCAUGUUCAACGGGGGAAUGGCCACCACCUCGGCCGAGAUAGAGUUACCUGAUGUGGAACCUGCAGCCUUCCUGGCCUUGCUAAGGUUCCUGUACUCUGACGAGGUCCACAUAGGACCAGAGACGGUGAUGACCACUCUGUACACGGCGAAGAAAUAUGCCGUUCCUGCUCUAGAGACUCAGUGUGUGGAGUUCCUUACCAAACACCUCAGGGCAGACAACGCAUUCAUGCUGCUCACUCAGGCCAGACUAUUCGAUGAGCCUCAGCUUGCCAGCCUCUGUUUGGAAACAAUAGACAAAAGCACCGGUGAUGCCAUAAACGCAGAAGGAUUCACUGACAUUGACCUAGAUACGCUGUGUGCAGUGCUGGAGAGAGACACCCUGGGGAUUCGCGAAAACCGUCUAUUUGGUGCGGUGGUGCGCUGGGCGGAUGCCGAGUGUUACAGGCAACAGCUUCCCCUCACCUCUGAGAACAAACAGAAGGUUCUGGGCAAGGCCCUAACCCUCAUCCGCUUCCCACUCAUGACUGUGGAGGAGUUUGCUGCGGGGCCUGCCCAGUCUGGAAUAUUGUUCGAUCGGGAGGUGGUAAAUCUGUUUUUACACUUUACAGUAAACCCCAAGCCGCGGGUAGACUACAUUGACAGGCCCCGCUGCUGCCUCCGAGGAAAGGAGGGCAGCAUUAGUAGGUUCCAGCAGGUUGAAAGUCGCUGGGGAUACAGUGGCACCAGUGACAGGAUCAGAUUUAAUGUAAAUAGAAGAAUAUCAGUGGUGGGGUUCGGACUGUAUGGCUCGAUCCACGGACCUACGGACUAUCAGGUUAAUAUACAGAUUAUUGAGAGUGACAAAAGCCUAACGCUAGCAACUAACGACACGGGCUUCAGCUGUGACGGAACAGCCAACACGUUCAGAGUCAUGUUCAAGGAGCCUGUGGAGAUUUUACCCAAUGUUAGCUACACCGCUUGUGCAACCUUAAAGGGCCCGGACUCUCACUACGGCACUAAAGGGUUAAAGAAAGUGAGCCAGGAGUCCGCCACGGGGACCAAGACCACCUUUUUCUUUUUCAGCUCUCCUGGGAACAACAACGGCACGUCAGUGGAGGACGGACAGAUCCCAGAGAUCAUCUACUACACCUAGACACCUCCUCACCACACCUGGGUCCUGUAGAACCUGGGGCGGUCCACACCUGGGUCCUGUAGAACCUGGGGCGGUCCACACCUGGGUCCUGUAGAACCUGGGGCGGUCCACACCUGGGUCCUGUAGAACCUGGGGCGGUCCUACCUGGACUCGUCCGUGAAACAUUUUUGCAUUUUGGUUUCCGUUGCAGCACUUAAAAAAAAAUUGUUUUCCGUUGCUUGCACUAUUAAACAUGACUCCCUAGUAACCACGACUGGGUUCUGUUCAGUAGGCAAACUUGGAAUGUUGCAGCUAGAAACGUCACGAAUAGAGAUGACGUGAUGCCUCAUUGCGGCAUGUUUUUUCUAGAUAAUGUAUUUCUAUCUGAACGUUCCGCAAUGUUGUGCCAUGCUGAUCAAUGCCCUGGAUCAGGUAGACACCAUCUACAACACCUAAACCAGGUGGCCAUGUUCUGUAGGCAUAGAAUGGAGGAAAAUGGAGUGCGACAGGGAGGUACUACCUGAACUUGUCCAAUAAGAAGCACUUAUUUUCUGUUACAAAAUGUUUUGCUAUGGUGUGCUCUAAUGAGCACUGCCUAUGAGGUUGGGUAAGCCUGAGAGUGGAAUGGAAUGGCAGACUUCAGGAAGGUUUGUAGCCUGGUCCCAGAUCUGUUUGUGCUCUGGCUGAGUCCAUUGCUGUCGUUGUCCAAGACGAUUCCAUAAGGAGUUGGCAAGAGGGCAGAAACAGACCGACAGACACUCGGGUUAGAGGGAUUGUGCCUUCUGCUGUUCAGGAAUGGAUACAAAGACUUUCGGAAACCAAAAGGAGUGGAGUGGUGUAGGUCUAGUCUGCUGGUUUGUGAACUCGGAUGUGUGCGAGACCAGUGGAGGCUGGUGGGAGGAACUAUAGGAGGACGGGCUCAUUGUAAUGGCUGGAACGGAAUAAAGGGUAAGGAGUCAAUGUGGUUUCCAUAUGUUUGAUACCGUUAAAUGUAUUCCAUUCCAGCCAUUACAGUGAGCCUGUCCUCCUAUAGCUCCUCCCACCAGCCUCCACUGUGUCAGACAUUUGAGGUAAUAGAACUGGAACUCUAAAUGGUUUGUUACAUGUAGAGAUGUAUAAUAGGACUGUGGACUGGCUGGAAUCCGGGUGAUGGUAGACAAUGACACAGUUGGAAAUGUUCUAUCUUCUACUGGCUUUUUGUGGUCCGUACCUUCAUCAGGGAAUCACCCACUACAGUGCUGUUGUCUGGAGUGUUUUCACUAGACACUGAAACGGGAAGGGACUACCUGGACUUGUCCAGUAAGAAACUCGUUUUCAUUGCAAAACGUUUAGCUAUGGUGUGCACUUAUGAAUACACCCCAUGUAGUGUAAAAUCGCAGAGUGCCCUUCACCGUUCGAUCAAUGUCAUUUCGUAGUUUGAAUGCUGACGUGGAAAAAGUUCCACCAUUUUCGUGCAUAACCUUCAUUGAUUAUAUUUGCAGGUGGGAUUUUUCAUGUGCAAAUAAAAUCUUAACUAGUGACGUCUGAGUAUUUGUGCGUAUGUGAAAGUUUGCCAAUGUAUGUUACAUGCUUUAAUUUGUUUCCUUAGCACGUUAUCUAAGAGUAAGACAGGAUAAUAUUGUGACUGUUAAUUGCUGAAACAAGUGGAAAUGUAUAUUUUUAUCUCUCUGCAAUAAAGUAUGUUGACACCAAUGA